Osmerus eperlanus (European smelt) is the source of this 3346-nucleotide messenger RNA. RefSeq names its product potassium-transporting ATPase alpha chain 1. The transcript has 23 exons. The record is from RefSeq and is a predicted model, not a curated record. Gene Ontology annotation, cellular component: plasma membrane. Gene Ontology annotation, biological process: intracellular potassium ion homeostasis; sodium ion export across plasma membrane; potassium ion import across plasma membrane. Bases 65 to 3151 code for a protein of 1028 amino acids. Gene Ontology annotation, molecular function: P-type sodium:potassium-exchanging transporter activity; ATP hydrolysis activity; ATP binding. NCBI's taxonomy places the organism in Eukaryota, Metazoa, Chordata, Actinopteri, Osmeriformes, Osmeridae.
CAAGAUUUCGGGGGUUUGGACUUCUAUUGAUCUGGACGGAGACUCCUUCGGACGGCCAGCAACCAUGAGUAAAGGGAAAGACUAUGAUAUGUUUGUGGAGAUGGACAAGAUGGGUGACAAGAUGGACGUCCAAAUCAAGAAAAAUAAAAAAACGAAGAAGAAGGAGAGACUGGAGGGCAUGAAGAAAGAGAUGGAUACAGAUGACCAUCAGAUACCUCUUGAAGAGUUGGAGAUAAGGUACACCACAAGUAUUACCAAGGGCCUGACCACCACCAUUGUAACACAGGUCCAGGAGAGGGACGGCCCUAAUGCAUUGAAGCCCCCCAAAGGUACACCAGAGUAUGUGAAAUUUGCUCGACAGCUGGCCGGGGGGCUGCAGUGUCUGAUGUGGGUGGCAGCGGCCAUCUGCUUCAUCGCUUUCGGCAUUGAGCUCAGUCGAGGAAACCUCACCAGCUUUGACGACCUGUACCUAGCUAUUACUCUAAUAGCUGUUGUGGUGGUGACAGGAUGCUUUGGUUACUACCAGGAGUUCAAGAGUACUAACAUUAUUGCCAGCUUCAAGAACCUGGUGCCACAGCAAGCCCUAGUGAUCCGUGAUGGGCAAAAGAACGAGAUCAAUGCCGUUGAUCUAGUGGUGGGAGACUUGGUGGAGAUUAAGGGUGGUGACCGUGUGCCAGCUGACAUACGCAUUAUCACCUCACAUGGCUGUAAGGUGGACAACUCAUCCCUGACAGGAGAGUCAGAGCCCCAGUCAAAAACACCAGAGUGUACCCACGAGAACCCCUUGGAGACCAAGAACAUUGCAUUCUUCUCCACCACCUGCCUGGAAGGCGUGGCCACUGGCAUCAUCAUCAAUACCGGAGACCGCACCAUUAUUGGGCGCAUUGCCACCUUGGCAUCAGGUGUCGGCAAUGAGAAGACUCCCAUUGCCAUAGAGAUUGAGCACUUUGUUGACAUCAUUGCUGGGCUGGCCAUCUUCUUUGGUUUCACUUUCUUUGUGGUGGCCAUGUUUAUUGGCUACCGCUUCCUGGAAGCCAUGAUCUUCUUCAUGGCAAUUGUGGUGGCGUAUGUCCCAGAGGGUCUGCUGGCUACUGUUACUGUCUGUCUGUCUUUGACUGCCAAGCGUCUGGCCAGGAAAAAUUGUGUUGUGAAAAACCUGGAAGCGGUGGAGACCCUGGGUUCUACCUCAGUCAUCUGCUCAGACAAAACUGGAACCCUCACGCAGAACCGCAUGACUGUAGCCCAUCUGUGGUUCGACAACACGAUACAUGCUGCCGACACCACAGAAGACCAGUCAGGACAGAGUUUUGACCAAUCGUCAGAGACCUGGCGUGCUUUGGGAAGGGUGGCAGCGUUGUGUAACAGAGCCAUCUUCAAACCCAAUCAAGAGAAUCUGCCUAUUCCAAGGAGAAUAGUGGUGGGCGAUGCAUCUGAAACGGCCCUGUUGAAGUUUACUGAGCUGACCAUAGGUAACAUCAUAGAAUACAGAGAGCGCUUCAAGAAGACAGUGGAGAUUCCUUUCAAUUCCACAAACAAGUUCCAGCUGUCAGUGCAUGAGCUGGAAGACCCCCUUGACUUGCGCUACCUGCUGGUGAUGAAGGGAGCCCCAGAGAGGAUCCUGGAGCGUUGCUCAACCAUCCUAAUCAAAGGCCAGGAGUUGCCUCUGGACGAGCAAUGGAAAGAGGCCUUCCAAACUGCAUACAUGGACCUGGGGAGCCUAGGGGAGAGAGUGCUGGGUUUCUGUCAUAUCUACCUGAAUGAGAAGGAGUUUCCCAGAGGUUUCCGCUUCGACUCAGAUGAGAUGAAUUUCACCACCUCAGGCCUAUGCUUUGCUGGUCUCAUCUCCAUGAUCGACCCGCCCCGCGCCACAGUGCCAGAUGCCGUCAUGAGGUGUCGCACAGCAGGGAUCCGGGUUGUCAUGGUGACUGGAGACCACCCAAUCACUGCGAAGGCCAUAGCGGCAAACGUGGGGAUCAUCUCAGAGGGAAGUGAGACAGUGGAGGACAUUGCUGCCAGGAAACGUAUCCCUGUGGAGCAGGUCAACAAAAGGGAUGCACGGGCAUGUGUGAUCAGUGGGGGCCAACUGAAAGAAAUGAGCAGUGAUGAUCUGGAUGACACUUUGAGGAAUCAUCCGGAGAUGGUGUUUGCACGAACCUCCCCCCAGCAGAAACUCAUUAUUGUAGAAAGUUGCCAACGCCUGGGUUCCAUUGUGGCAGUGACUGGGGACGGUGUCAAUGACUCUCCAGCUUUAAAGAAGGCAGACAUUGGCAUCGCUAUGGGAAUAGCCGGCUCUGAUGCUGCCAAGAAUGCAGCAGACAUGAUCCUAUUGGAUGAUAACUUUGCCUCCAUUGUCACCGGGGUGGAGCAGGGUCGUCUGAUCUUUGAUAACCUGAAGAAAUCCAUCGCCUACACCCUGACCAAGAACAUCCCUGAGCUCACACCCUACCUCAUCUACAUCACCGUCAGUGUGCCUCUUCCUCUCGGCUGCAUCACCAUCCUUUUCAUCGAACUGGCCACUGACAUUUACCCCUCUGUCUCACUCGCUUAUGAGAAGGCAGAGAGUGACAUCAUGAAUCUGAAGCCCAGGAACCCACGCAGGGAUAGGCUGGUCAACGAAGCGCUGGCUGCAUAUUCCUACUUCCAGAUAGGAGCGAUCCAGUCCUUUGCAGGCUUUACAGAUUACUUUACUGCCAUGGCGCAGGAAGGCUGGUACCCCUUGCUGUGCGUUGGCCUCCGGUCCCAGUGGGAGAACACACACCUGCAGGAUGUGCAGGACAGCUAUGGCCAGGAGUGGACCUUUAGCCAGCGGCUCUACCAGCAGUACACAUGUUACACGGUCUUUUUCGUCAGUAUAGAGAUCUGCCAGAUCUCAGAUGUCCUUAUUAGGAAGACCCGUCGCCUGUCGGUCUUUCAGCAGGGCUUGUUCAGGAACAAGGUUCUAGUAAGUGCUAUCGUAUUCCAGCUGCUUUUGGGUAACCUGCUGUGUUACUGCCCGGGGAUGCCAAACAUUUUUAACUUCAUGCCCAUCAGGGUUCAGUGGUGGUUUGUUCCAGUGCCAUAUGGAAUUCUAAUUUUUGUUUAUGACGAGAUCAGAAAACUGGGAGUGAGACGAUAUCCAGGAAGUUGGUGGGACCAGGAGCUUUACUACUGAGAGACAGACCCAGGUGGCAAGUCUUUUUAUUAGGUCCUACGGUAUCAAACAAUCAAGUCAUGUGUGAAUAAGAGUUGUGUUAAUGUUCAUAGUGGUCCAGUAUUCAAGUGCUUCUUCUACAUUAUAUUCCAUAGGUACCAGCACCAUAUUCAUGAUUAUGAUUUGUGUCCAAGACAGAUUGGCCAAAAACCUUGU